AUGCGUUAUCCUAUGAAUCAUUUGGGUACCAAGCUUGUAACAACGGAUGUCCCUCUUUUGAAAAGUGAAGGACAAGUUAAAGGGAGCGGUGCUUCAUUUGGCAAAAUUGCUUUCUCGCCAGAUGGCAAGCUUGUAGCUAUUGGUGACGCUAGUGGCCGCUUCACAAUUAGACGCACUUGGACUACGUGGGGACUCCUUAGGACAUAUGAGCUCGGGUCCAAAAUUCGGGACAUAUGUUGGCACCCCGUCCAGUCAGACACCUUGCUUAUCGGCUGUGGGUCAGGGAAUUUUUAUUGCCUAACAAUGGAAGAACAGGGUGAGAAAGUCAUUCGUCUAUGCUGA
Molecule: messenger RNA, 342 nt
Organism: Laccaria bicolor S238N-H82
Lineage: Eukaryota; Fungi; Basidiomycota; Agaricomycetes; Agaricales; Hydnangiaceae
Exons: 3
Coding region: 1-342 (113 amino acids)
Molecular function (GO): protein binding
Source: RefSeq, a predicted model, not a curated record